Molecule: messenger RNA, 5454 nt
Organism: Danaus chrysippus (African queen)
Lineage: Eukaryota; Metazoa; Arthropoda; Insecta; Lepidoptera; Nymphalidae
Source: the annotation of a GenBank genome assembly
AUGACUACUAAGGAACUAUAUACGAAGGGGGCCCGGAUAUGGGUGGAGCACCCGGAGCUCGUGUGGGAGUGUGCCACCGUGACCAGCGACUAUCGUUCAGGAGUCCUGAUCGUUCAGACAGACCGGACUGGCGAGCUGCGUCAGAUUAAGAUCACAGAUGAGAGCAAGAUGCCCCCCCUAAGGAAUCCCUCGCUCCUGAUUGGUCAGAAUGAUCUGACGUCAUUGUCUUACCUACACGAACCCGCUGUACUGCAUAAUUUGAAAGUCAGAUUCUGUGACCGGAACGCGAUCUACACGUACUGCGGGAUCGUACUUGUCGCUAUAAACCCGUAUUACGAUUUACCUAUUUAUGGUGAUGAAACUAUCAUGGCAUACCGCGGUCAGUCAAUGGGUGACCUUGACCCUCACAUCUUCGCUGUCUCCGAAGAAGCCUACACCAAGUUGGAGAGAGAAAGGAGAGAUCAGAGUAUCAUUGUGAGCGGUGAAUCAGGCGCCGGGAAGACCGUAUCAGCUAAGUAUGCGAUGAGAUAUUUUGCAGCUGUCGGAGGAAAUACUAGUGAGACGCAUGUGGAAAGAAAAGUAUUAGCCUCCAGCCCUAUUAUGGAGGCCAUAGGUAACGCGAAAACAACGCGCAAUGACAAUUCGUCGCGUUUCGGCAAGUUCAUAGAGAUUCACUUUGACGAGCUGUACCGGAUAUCCGGCGCUAGUAUGAGGACGUAUCUGUUGGAGAAGUCCAGAGUCGUGUAUCAAAGUUCCGGUGAAAGGAACUACCACAUCUUCUACCAAUUAUGUGCUGCUAAACAUUUAUUGCCAGAAUUGAAGUUGGAUCAUCAAGACAGCUUCCAUUAUCUGAACCAGGGCGGUAGUCCAGAAAUAGACGGGGUCAACGACCUUAAAGCCUUCCAUGAAACUAGAAAUGCUCUGACUACUUUGGGUGUAACUGAGUCGGAGCAACAGAACAUGUUCACAGUCCUGGCGGCCAUCUUGCAUCUCGGUAAUAUACACUUUGAAUUGGACGACGAGAGCGAUGAAGACGGCGCCUAUAUUGAUAUAAACGACCCUCACAUAAUAACAGUAUGUUCACUUUUGGGCAUAUCCAAACCGGAAAUAUCAAGAUGGCUGACACACAAGCGGAUAGCUUCCGCUCACGAGGUGAUAGUCUCGAGAAUGGACCUACAAAGAGCGGCAUUCGCGAGGGACGCGCUGGCAAAGAGAAUGUAUGGGGAACUGUUCGCGUGGCUUGUACGAGCUGUGAAUAGAGCUCUUGAUACGGGACAUACGAGAAAACACUUUAUUGGUGUGCUAGAUAUAUACGGGUUCGAGACGUUCGAGAUCAACUCGUUCGAGCAGUUCUGUAUCAACUAUGCUAACGAGAAGCUGCAGCAGCAGUUCAACUCGCACGUGUUCAAGCUGGAGCAGGACGAGUAUAUUAAGGAACAAAUAUCAUGGAAAAUGAUAGACUUCUACGACAACCAGCCUUGUAUAGAUCUGAUAGAAGAUCGGUUGGGCGUGUUAGCUCUAUUAGAUGAAGAGUGCCGCGUUCCGCAAGGCUCCGACCAAGGGUUCGUGGCGAAGUUGCACGACAAAUGCUCCAAGUACCCUCACUUCAUGAAACCCAGAUUCGGAAACGCUGCGUUCAUAAUAAAACAUUUCGCUGAUAACGUUGAAUAUCAAUGCGGUGGGUUUUUGGAGAAGAAUCGAGAUACAGUUCUUGAAGAACAGCUUGAGUGUGUGAAGACAGCGACUAACUGCAGGCUCAUACACGUUAUAUUCGCUGAAGCUAGCGUCGACCAUUCAGCGACCCUUCCAUUACCUUCCAGAAGAAAGGCAACUCCAUCUAUGGCGCUAAGUAGUCUUACUCAACCGCCCCGUCGAGCUUCCGGUCAAAAACAAACCGUAGGCUCUCAGUUCCGGGCGUCUUUAUCAGCGCUAAUGGCGACUCUCUCUGCUACAACGCCACACUACGUGCGCUGCAUCAAGCCCAAUGACACCAAACAGCCGUUCCAGUUCGACGCGGCCAGGGCUGUCAACCAACUGAGAGCUUGCGGUGUGUUGGAGACUAUACGAAUAUCAUCAGCUGGGUUCCCGUCUAGGUGGCUGUAUCAAGACUUCUUCCAGAGAUACCGUCUCCUCUGCCUUUAUAAAGAGAUAGAUCGAUCCAACAUUAAGGCGACGUGUUCCAAGAUACUCGAGAAACAUUUGAAGGACCCGGAUAAGUUUCAGUUUGGUGCUACCAAAAUAUUCUUCAGGGCCGGGCAGGUGGCGUACUUGGAGAAGAUCCGAGCUGAUCUCCAGCGUCUGUACUGUGUGCGUGUACAGAGUUGUGUGCGAGGGUUCCUGGCUCGACGUCGGUAUGCCAGGCUGAGGCGCGCGCUCACUGGACUACAGGCGAGGGCAAAGGGAUACCUUGUUAGACGCAAAGUUCAAGAGAUCCGUCGUAAUCGUGCCGCUAUCAAGAUUCAGAAGACAGUACGUGGUUGGCUGGCAAGGGUCAAAUACCAGAGGUUGAGAAAAUUGGCCAUUGGACUGCAAGCGGUCGCGAGAGGCUACUUGGCUAGGCGACUGUAUAAGAACAAGAAGAUACUCAAAGCUACUAUCGGUAUACAGCGAUACGCUCGCGGCUACCUCGUCAGACAGAAAGUCAGGAAACGUAGACAGCAAAUCAUCAUUUGCCAGGCAGCGGUUCGUCGCUUCCUAGCGCGUCGACAAUACAAGAGACUGCGUAUAGAAGCCCGCAGUCUAGACCACGUCAAGUCUUUGAACAAGGGUCUGGAAAACAAGAUCAUCAGUCUACAACAGAGACUCAAUGAGGAGAUUAAGAAGUCCAGCGCUGUGGGACCUCUACAGGCACAGAACACGGAACUAAGAUCGAAAUUGGAGAAUCACAAGAUAUUAACGAUAGAAGUGAAGGCUCUCAAAGUCGACAUAGCGGCGAAGGAUAAUCUGCUUAGCAAGUUACAAGCGGAGCUAGCGGCUGAGAAAGAAGCAAACAAACGUCUUCUAGAAGAAAAGAAGGCUAUAGAAGGAGAAUAUAAGAAGAAUAAAGAAGAAUUUGAAGCUUACAGUGACAAGUUGUCGAAUGAACUGGAAUCGACCAAAGAACAUUACAGCAUGCUUAUAGCAGAUCGCGACAAACAACACGAGGAUGAAAAGAGAGCUCUGCGACUGGAAUUGGAGAAUGAGAGACAGAGUCGACAGAAGAUGCUGUCCUCACAGUACGAGAUGCAGGAGAGGAUAGACACGCUACAGAGAGUGCCACCCCCCAAAGAACACAGACGAUCUUUAUCAGAUGUCAGCAUUAACUCACAGCAAGAGACUACAGUGGAAGAUGACUUCGGUUACGGUUCUGUUCGUUCUGUGGAGACCACUCGGCCUGCGCUGGAGGCGGUCAACUGGUCCGCUGGCCAGCACAACGGACCCAUGCCGAUCGCUGAUGCAGGGUUAGUGCUUCGUAUGCAGACGAGGAUAUCAGCUCUCCAGGGUGAACUCGCGCGGACUACCAAGAGGGCGGCGGACUUGGAGGAUAGACUAGCAAGUCGUCUGUCAGCGCCGGGCGGGCCGCAUCCUGAUAGCGAUCGAUUCAGGGUUGAGGAAUUGGAAAUGGAGAAUAAGAAGCUUCGAGAACAAUUGGACCGGCUGAGAGCUGCAGAUACAUCGCUCUCACGGGAGGUGCUGGAACAAUUGAGCGCUAUGCAAAGCGAAUUGGACAGACGGAGGGACGAGUGCAUACAGCUCAAAAGCGUGCUGACCAAUCAGAAACCUUGGUUCCAAGCAUUGAAGAGCGUCACGGUGAAUCUGAAGUCGCUCGCUACAUCCAACUAUGGCUCUGAUGUGGACAUCAUCAACGAAGAUGGGGAACUGGCGACGGCUUAUCAGGCACAGAAGGGAAUAAAUAGACAACUCCAAGAGGAAUUGUCAGCUGAGAAGAAAUUCUACUCCGAACAUAUAUCGAAGGCCAAGCAAGAGAUUGAAAAACUGAGGGAUGAAAAUGAGAGAUAUCAGAAGUUGCUAAGCGCUGAUCUAAGUCAAGAGCCGAAGAAUAGAAGUCAAGAAUACGCUCAGAAUGAGAUAAUACGACUGGCCUCUGAAAAUAUGGCGAUACAGGAACGUGUCGACAAGCUAUCGGAGAGUUGUAGAAGAUACAAGAACCAGAUACGACUGUUGGUGAAUAAACUGAAGGAGGCUGGCAUAGAAGACGUACAGGAUAUACUUGAAGGAAAUGAUACAAUGCUGUCACAAACGUCUUCAACGAACCAAGAGAUCACACCGGUUAUAAGGAAGAAAGAGAUAGAGUAUCUUGGAAUGUUUGAAUACAAGUUGCAGGAUCAGGGGACCAUUAUAAAGAAACUUGUGACCGAUCUAAAGCCCCGAGUAGCGGUAACCCUGCUCCCAGGGCUGCCAGCGUACAUUUUAUUUAUGAUGCUGCGUCAUACUGACCAUGUUGAUGAUGAACCGAAGAUGCAUCAACUCAUGAGGGCCAUAAGGAUUGGUGUUAGGAAGACAUUGAAGAAGAGAGCUGAUAGCGUUGAAUAUAAUGCGCUCUGGCUGGCGAAUAUGUUGAGAUUGCUGAACAAUUUACGUCAGUACAGUGGUGAUGCUUGUUAUCAAGAGGCCAACACUCCUCGACAGAAUCAACAAAGUCUCAGAAUUUUCGAUUUGUCUGAAUAUAGACAGGUGUUGAGUGAUAUAGCCAUCUCCAUAUUCCAAGGUCUCAUCAACCUUCUGGAGCGCCAGUUGGAGCGCCUCAUAGUGCCGGCUAUUCUGGAAUACGAGGAGAUCAGCGGCCUAUCAGGGGCGGUGGGCCCGCGCGCCCCUCCCGCGCCCUCUGCCGGGCCUGCAAGGCUUAAACACGAACUGACCAACACUAGGGACAUACUGCGGCUGCACGCGGUCGAUACCGCGCUCACUGUUGUUAUAUUCAAACAGCUGUUCUACUUCAUCUGCGCGUACAGCCUGAACCAGUUACUACUCCGCAAGGACCUGUGCUGCUGGGCGAAGGGUCUCCAGAUCAGGUUCAACAUCUCACACCUGGAGAACUGGAUCAAGGAACAUUUGGCGGAAUACGGACAGAAGAGUAUGGAAGAUAUCCUGAGCGUCCUCAAACCUAUAACUCAAGCUGUUCAGCUGCUGCAGGCUCGCAAGUCCAUGGCGGAUGUAGUCAGUACUGUGGAUAUGUGCGCUGAUCUGUCAGCUAUGCAAGUUUGUAAGAUCCUGAACAUGUAUACACCAGCCGAGGAGUACGAAGUUAAAGUGACGCGAGAGUUCAUACACGAGAUACAGAAACUAAUGCAGGAGAGAGCCGGACCCAACGCUAACAAGGAACCGCAAAGUCUUCUCAUGGAUACCAAGAUGAUAUACGCGGUUCAGUUCCACUUCAACCCGUCCUCCAUCCGCCUCGAGGAUGUAGAGGUUCCCGAGGUUUUGGAACUUGAUGGAUUGCUCACCAAGAUAUAG